AUGCCACUUUCGAAGGGGGUGCGACGAGACAGUCGCCAAAGCUGUUUACCGCCGUUUUGCAGUUGUGAUGAAAAUACUGGAUUGGAACGGGAGAGAAGACGUUGUCUCUUCUCGAAAAAUAUAAAUGAAGAGUCGAUGUUGAAAGAACUAAACGAACGAGGAUCAGGAAAUGGAAUUAGAAGGCUCUCCUAUGGCGGAGACGUCUUCUUACGUAUAUGUAAGGCGUUCGAUGAACAUGGAGAACGAUCUGGAACAAGAAUUAAACAAGAGGCGAAGGCAGCUUGGGUCGCCUUCGGCCAAGCAAUCCACAGACCAGCUGACGGAUCCAGAGCUCCGAGUCCACCUGCCCGAUUCAACAGUACAUUGUUGCGCAGCAGAGCAUAG
Strongylus vulgaris is the source of this 384-nucleotide messenger RNA. The record is from the annotation of a GenBank genome assembly. Lineage: Eukaryota; Metazoa; Nematoda; Chromadorea; Rhabditida; Strongylidae.